Kluyveromyces lactis is the source of this 1017-nucleotide messenger RNA. RefSeq names its product malate dehydrogenase MDH1 (gene MDH1). Gene Ontology annotation, cellular component: cytoplasm; mitochondrion. The coding region runs from base 1 to 1017 and encodes 338 amino acids. Gene Ontology annotation, biological process: malate metabolic process; tricarboxylic acid cycle. The record is from RefSeq and is a predicted model, not a curated record. The transcript has a single exon. Lineage: Eukaryota; Fungi; Ascomycota; Saccharomycetes; Saccharomycetales; Saccharomycetaceae. Gene Ontology annotation, molecular function: L-malate dehydrogenase (NAD+) activity.
AUGCUUAGAAGCAUCGCUCGUCGUCAAUUUUCAUCCACCGCAUUCAAUCCAUACAAAGUUACCGUUUUAGGUGCUGGUGGUGGUAUUGGUCAACCUUUGUCUUUACUAUUGAAGUUGAACCACAAGGUCACUGAUUUGAGACUAUAUGAUUUGAAGGGCGCUAAGGGUGUUGCCGCUGAUUUGUCCCACAUUCCAACCAAUUCUACCGUGACUGGUUUCACUCCAGAAUCUAAGGAAUCCCAAGCUGAACUAGCAGCUGCUUUGAAGGAUACCGAAGUUGUCUUGAUUCCAGCAGGUGUUCCAAGAAAGCCAGGUAUGACACGUGACGACUUGUUCUCUAUCAAUGCUGGUAUUGUUCGUGAUUUGGCUGGUGCCAUUGCCAAGAAUGCUCCAAACGCUGCCAUCUUGGUCAUCUCUAACCCAGUUAACUCUACAGUUCCAAUUGUUGCCGAAGUGUUGAAACAAAACGGUGUUUACAACCCAAAGAAGUUGUUCGGUGUCACCACAUUGGAUGUGAUCCGUUCCUCCAGAUUUAUUUCUGAGAUAAGGAACACCGAUCCAACCACCGAACGUGUCACCGUUGUCGGUGGUCACUCUGGUAUUACCAUUCUACCAUUGAUCUCUCAAACUAAACACAAGUCGAUGAUUCAAGGUGAAACUUUGGACAAAUUGGUCCACAGAAUCCAAUUCGGUGGUGAUGAAGUUGUCCAAGCCAAGAACGGUGCCGGUUCUGCUACUCUAUCUAUGGCUGAAGCUGGUGCUCGUUUCGCCAACAGCGUGUUGGCUGGUUUCGAAGGUGAAAGAGACGUUGUCGAAUCCACUUUCGUGGACUCUCCUCUAUACAAGAGCGAAGGUAUCGAAUUCUUUGCUUCCCCAGUGACUUUGGGUCCAGAAGGUGUUGAAAAGAUUCACGGAAUUGGCGCUUUGUCUGAAAAGGAAGAAGAAAUGUUGGCCAAAUGUAAGGAAACUUUGAAGAAGAACAUUGAAAAGGGUCAAAAAUUCGUCACCGGUAACUAA